This is a messenger RNA of Trichoderma reesei QM6a, 1506 nucleotides long. RefSeq lists its product as uncharacterized. Gene Ontology annotation, biological process: regulation of transcription by RNA polymerase II. Bases 1 to 1506 code for a protein of 501 amino acids. NCBI's taxonomy places the organism in Eukaryota, Fungi, Ascomycota, Sordariomycetes, Hypocreales, Hypocreaceae. Gene Ontology annotation, cellular component: nucleus; SWI/SNF complex. The record is from RefSeq and is a predicted model, not a curated record. The transcript has 4 exons.
AUGCAGCCACAGCAAUACCGUGCUUAUGCUCAACAGCCGCCGCAGCGGUCGCCGCAUCCUCCAAACCAGCGGCGCGGAGGAAUUGGGCCCAUGAUGUCCUCUGGACCGCACCCUUCCGUCCCUCUCACACAGGCGCAGAUUGCUCACCAGCAGCAAGCGCAAGCGCAGGCCAGCGAGUUGGCGAAGCGGAGAAGUCGUAAGCCGACGGACAAGAACAUCCCCGACGGCGUGGAAGACUGCAUCGUCGAUCCGGAAGCCGUCAAAAGAUAUGCAGAGUUGAGGGACGUGGAGAGGCUGAUUGACGCCACGAUAACGCGGAAACGUCUCGACGUGCUCGAUGACGCAAAGAGAACUUCCAAGCUGCGCAAGACGCUGCGAAUCUGGAUCAGCAACACCGUCGAAGAUCAGAUCUGGCAGGGCAACAGUCUCAACGCAGAUUCUUUCGACUUCACACCGGCGACCGAAGCAUCUUACCGUGUGAAAAUCGAGGGCUGCCUUCUCGACGACGACGAUCAAACGAACAACGAGCAUACGACGCCCGCAGCCUCUUCGUCAGAGGGCAAACAGGAGGAUGCCAAGGCCCAGAAGCCUUCUGGCUCAGAGCCGAGUCAAAAGAAGUACAGGUUUUCGCAUUUUUUCAAAUCCAUAACCGUGGACUUUGACCGCUCUCGAUUCCGGAAUGGCUCCGAGCAGAAUGUGGAAUGGAGGCGGCCAGAAGGCGCGCAGGCCCAAGCAGGUGCCCAGCUGCCGGCCGAGGCUGACUUUGAUGAGUUCACCUUCAAGCGCAACGGGGACGAGAACAUGAACAUUACCAUCAACCUGGAGAGGCACGAGUCGCCCGAAAGAUACCAACUGACUCCCGAGCUUGCGCAAAUAGUUGACAUGACUGAAGCGACGCAGCAUGAGGCUGUCAUGGCACUGUGGGAAUACAUACGACUUUCCGGAUUGCAGGACGAUGAAGAAAGACGCAACUUUCGCUGCGAUGCCAACUUAAAGAAGGUCAUCGGGCGAGAAGCGGGUGUUAUACCGAUGCUCAGCGAAUACGUGAUGCCGCAUCUUCGACCUCUACCCCCCAUAUCCCUGCCGUAUACGAUCCGGGUGGACGAAGAAUUCCACAGAAACCCUCAGCCUACAGUAUACGAUGUCCAAGUGUUGGUGGAGGAUCCCAUCAAGGCUAACCUGCGCCCGUUACUGAACAACCCUCAAUAUGCGGCGACGCUCAAGCAAAUCACCGUGCUGGACGAACAGUUGGCCAGGCUGGUGCAGGCAAUUUCAAUGUCCAAGGCCAAGCACUCCUUCUUCGCCUCAUUGAGCCAAGAUCCCGCCAAUUUCGUAAAGAGCUGGCUCAGUUCGCAAAAGCGCGACCUCGAAAUCAUCAUGGGCGAAGCGGCAAGCGAUGCCGAAAAUGUGGCUGGGGAUGAGUGGCGACGAGGCGGCAGCAAUAGUGUGUGGAACAGCCAGAACGCCCGAGAGAGCGUCAACGUGCUUCUCUCGAGACAACGAUGA